ACAAGGAAACACUUCCAAGCAGUUGCAUAACUAUUUAAAUCUCUAAUCUUAUUGUAAACAUUACUUUGUUACCUCUCAAAAUGUCAGAUUCUACAACUACAACAGCCCAACUAUUUCAAGAACUAGGUGACUUCUAUUCUAGAAGAUUGCUACUAAAUACUCCAGUUUACGCCUCAGCGACUGCAGCAGCAGCCGCAGCUCCUGGACAUAGCCAGACCGUCGCAUCAGAAACUUACACCGUAAAAAACAGUUUCGACGCAAAUGUCGUGAUGGUCCUGUCAGUGCUUCUAUGUGCACUAAUAUGCUCACUGGGGAUUAAUUCCAUCAUUAGGUGUGCAUUAAGAUGCUCGAAUUUAGUAGCUUCACAGACUUCUGAUACAGCUUCCAUAGCUCGAUUAGCCAAUAAAGGCGUCAAACGAAAGGCGUUAAGGACUUUCCCGACCGUAAACUACUCACGGGACUUGAACCUGCCUGGAUUAGACACAGAGUGUGUGAUUUGUCUCGCGGAGUUUACAGUUGGUGAGCGCGUUCGGCUACUUCCUAAGUGCAACCAUGGAUUUCAUGUGAAAUGCAUUGAUAAAUGGCUCGGCUCACACUCGUCUUGCCCGACUUGUAGGCACAGCCUAAUUGAAACUUGUCAAAAGAUUGUUGGUUGCAGUCCAGCAGAACCUGUAGUACAAGAAAUUAGAGUAAAUAUUGCAGCAUUAGAACCUGAAGGAUUGGUGCGCAAUUAUAGGAGCUAAGUAUGUUAGUUUUUUCUUCUUCAAUAUAUUAGUUUAAGUUCAGCUUAGACUUUAAGAAAUGGCACAAAUAGGCCUUUUCUUUAGGAUAAUUAAUGCCUACAAAUUCACAAGAAAGCGUAGAAUGUAAAUUUGUACACACUUUCAAAUUUUAAUUUACUUCAUAUUCUCCGUA
Mercurialis annua (annual mercury) is the source of this 915-nucleotide messenger RNA. Its product is annotated as RING-H2 finger protein ATL78-like. Gene Ontology annotation, molecular function: transferase activity. Bases 81 to 743 code for a protein of 220 amino acids. Gene Ontology annotation, biological process: protein ubiquitination. The transcript has a single exon. The record is from RefSeq and is a predicted model, not a curated record. Lineage: Eukaryota; Viridiplantae; Streptophyta; Magnoliopsida; Malpighiales; Euphorbiaceae.